AUGGCGGCUACCCAAGAGGAUGCAAGGCAGGUGGAGUCGCUGGGGAAAGGAGAUACCCUCAAGAAACCGUCUGCUAUACGCAAGAAGGCGCCUCCGAAGCUUGCCAAGCUAGAUAAGAAGGAAAAGGUGGAUAAGCCUACCUUAGAUGAGAAACCAGAGAAAAAAGUGGAGACUGAAAACGUGGGAGAUGUUGGUGCUGGUAAAACGCCUGAAGCGGGGCUAGAAGAACAAGUUGGGAAGGUUGAGGACAAAGCAGGAGAGGCAGGUGAAGAAGCAGAAGAAGAACUGGAAAAUGAGGACAUGGAGAAUGAGGAGGAGGUGGAGGAAGAGCUGGAGCAGCAACGUGGGCCUGUCGAACAAAGAGAAGCCAUGCCAUCAGACACUGCGGCAGGUUCUUCGUCCACCGCUGGGCUAGCGGACAAGGGCAAGGGAGCAGCCGUGCAACUGGGCCGGAUCGGGGAAGGCACUGAAUCCAUGAAGGAUCAGGUCCCCACUGAAAUGCCAGAUCAAGUGCAAGAAAAGGCUGGAGAAGGCGUACAAGAGCCUACCGAAGGAGUGGUUGAGCCUGAGAAAGAAACUGAUCUCGGAAAUGGCAUACCAGAACCACCAGAUAUAUCGGAAGUGAAGGAAGCUGCAGUGAGCCUUGGAGACCUGAAAGGCCUCUCUGUUGGUGAAGGCGGAAAUAUUGUCAAUGCAGAGGGGAAAACAAUCGGAAAGGUUGUUGAGGGGGAUCCGGAUGACCUUGUUGGUCAGGUUGUUGAUGCCGAUGGAGAGAUCCUGGACGAAGACGGCGACUUGAUCGGUCGGGUUGAUGUCGUGACUGAGAAAGUCGAUGAACUGCCACAGGCCGAUGAACUUCCCGAGGCCGAUGAAGUGGCAGAACUGCCGCAAUUGCCGGAUAUAUCGACUCUCGAAGGCCUAAAAUGCACGAAGUUCGGUAGUAUCUUGGAUACUCAGGGUAACCUAGUUGGGGAGUUGGUUGAAGGCGAUGCAAAAAGGAUCUUUCGAGGAGGCUUUGAGCUUGACGAUAAGGGCCAGUUCUGGGACCACCGCGGUAAUGUCAUUGGCAAGGUACAGCCUGUUCUACCAGAGGCGGAAGAAACCAGCAUCUUUGAAGGAAUGAAAAAUCUGUAUGUUGACAAGGAGGGAUGGGUGCUAGAUGACAACGGUCAACGCGUUGGACAGGUAGUUGAAGGGGAUGUUAAAAAGCUCGCAGGCCGCGCGGUUGACGAGGACGGCGACAUUCUCGAUCGUCAUGGAAACCUGCUCGGUCACGCAGAACCCUGGCAGGAGCCAGAAGAAGUUGCGGACGAGGUAACGGAGGAGAAGCCGGAUCUCAGUUGUCUGGCAGGGCUUAAGCCCACCAAGCUUGGCCUCGUGAUUGGGCCGGACCAAGUGCCUCUGGGCAGAGUCGUUGAGGGCGAUCCCAAACAACUUGCCGGCCGAACCAUUGCGCCGGAUGGUCUCAUUUGGGGCGACAACGGGGAGGUCAUUGGGCAGGUGGACCUGAUCCCCGAGAACGAGCGAAAAGAUCUCAGCCGGCCAUUCCAGGGAUGCACGGACCUGAUGGUGAAUGGAUCUGGCUGGGUGGAGGAUGCCGACGGGAACAUCCUGGGUCGUGUAAUCGAAGGGGAUCCCCAGAAGCUCCAGGGAUAUGAUGUCGAUGAGGAUGGAGAAAUUGUGGACCAGCAUGGGACUGUCUUGGGGCGAGCUGCACCAUGUGAACCCCCUGCCGAGGAGGUGGAGGUACCCGAUCUGUCUGCAUUAGCUGGCAAAGUGGUAAACAAGAUGGGCAAUGUCGUGGAUACGAACGGAAUGGUAUUUGGACGGUUGGUGACAGGUAACCCUCGAAAGUUGGCGGGCAAAUCCGUGGAUGAGCAGGGUCAGGUCUGGGAUGCUGCGGGUCACGUUGUCGGCCAAGCCGAACUCAUUCCUGAUGCCGAGCGGGAGCGGCCAGAGGGACCAUUCAGCGGCCUAGAUGGCUUGACGGUGAAUAAAGAGGGUCAGGUUGUCGACCCGAACGGCACACCGGUUGGUCGUCUAGUCGAGGGAGACCCUAAACGCCUUGCUGGGCGCGCCGUGGACGAUGAUGGAGAGGUCCUUGACUCGGCUGGGAAUUGCAUUGGCCGGGCUGAGCCGUGGUCUGCUCCAGAGGAACCGCCUAGCCCCAUGGCUGGCCGUAAGGUUAACCGGGAGGGAGAGGUCCGCGAUGAAGAUGGCAAUCUCAUUGGCAAGCUCACUCAGGGAGAACUGUCGAACCUCAUCGGCCGAACGAUUGACAAGGAUGGCUAUGUUGUGGACAGUGCCGGCAAUAGGAUCGGGGAAUGUACCUUGCUGGAGAAUAUACCCCCAGAGCCAGAGCCCGAGGAACCGGAAAUGUCCCCCGAAGAGCGCGAGCAGCUGGCUCGACAGGAAGAGGAGAAUGAGCUGGCCAAAAAGAUGUGCUCAAUUGUUCAGCAAGCUCUGGACUCCUUGGAACCCAUGUGUCGAAUGAUCACUCAGCAUAUCGAAAAGGCCAAUAGUACACCCAAGGAUGAGUUGGAUGAAGAAGCACUGGUCAAGGAGGUAAAACCGUUGAUCGAAGAGGCUGGCACCAUUCUGCAGGAGUGCAAAGGAGCCCUGCGAGCGUUGGAUCCGGAUGGCCACAUUGCUGCCAACGCCAAAGCCCGCAGUGCCUCCCAAGAAGCCACUCCACAGGAGCAUCAUCUGGCGGAAUUACUGAAAGACUUGACACAGCUAGUGACGGAGACGAUCGAACGGGGUAAGAGUAUGAUUGCUGACAUGCCCCAUGCGAAGAAAGAGAUCAACCCGCUCUGGGCGCUAUUGUCCGAGCCGUUGUUCCAGAUCAUCGCGGCCGUCGGUCUCUUGCUCAGUGGAGUUCUGGGUCUUGUGAGUAAUCUUCUGAAUGGUCUGGGUCUGGGAGGCCUUCUUCAAGGGUUGCUCGGUGGCUUGGGCGUGGACAAGCUCCUGGAGGGUCUGGGACUGGGCACCAUCACUCAGGGGAUCGGGCUGGGUGGAAAGAAAUAG
Messenger RNA from Aspergillus eucalypticola CBS 122712, 3027 nucleotides. Its product is annotated as DUF3659 domain-containing protein. The transcript has 3 exons. The record is from RefSeq and is a predicted model, not a curated record. Lineage: Eukaryota; Fungi; Ascomycota; Eurotiomycetes; Eurotiales; Aspergillaceae. Bases 1 to 3027 code for a protein of 1008 amino acids.